GACCUUGGCUCCAUCUCCACCACUGUCCCCAAAUCCAUGGCCAAUUCCUUGUGGAACACCAGGGCCAUUUCCUACUUGGGAUGUGCUGCUCAGGUCUUUUGGUUUCUCUUCUUAAUUUCAGCAGAAUAUUUCCUUCUUACUGUCAUGGCAUAUGACCGCUACAUUGCCAUCUGCAGACCCCUGCACUAUGGGACCCUCAUGGGCAGCAGAGCUUGUGUCAAACUGGCAGCAGCUGCCUGGACCAGUGGUUUUCUCUAUGCUGUGCUGCACACUGCUAACACAUUUUCAGUACCUCUCUGCCAAGGCAAUGCCCUGGGCCAGUUCUUCUGUCAAGUUGCCCAGCUCCUCAAUCUCUCCUGCUCAGACUUCUACCUCAGGGAAGCUGGGGUUAUUGUGGUUAGUAUCUGUUUAGCUUUGGGGUGUUUCAUUUUCAUUUUGGUGUCCUAUGUGCAGAUCUUCAUAGUCGUGCUGAGGAUCCCCUCUGAGCAGGGCCGGCACAAAGCCUUUUCCAUGUGCCUCCCUCACAUGGCUGUGGUCUCCCUG
Dromaius novaehollandiae (emu) is the source of this 543-nucleotide messenger RNA. RefSeq names its product olfactory receptor 14A16-like. The transcript has a single exon. The record is from RefSeq and is a predicted model, not a curated record. Gene Ontology annotation, cellular component: membrane. Gene Ontology annotation, biological process: G protein-coupled receptor signaling pathway. Lineage: Eukaryota; Metazoa; Chordata; Aves; Casuariiformes; Dromaiidae. The annotation marks the transcript as partial. Gene Ontology annotation, molecular function: olfactory receptor activity; odorant binding; G protein-coupled receptor activity.